AUGUACAUCUACGUCAAGAACCCGACUGGUAGGACGAUCCGUCUCAAGGUGAGCGCAUCCGACACCCUGUGCACUGUCAAGGCUAAGAUCCAGGAUCAGUAUCGCCUCGUCUUCGACGGGGUGCAGCUAGAGGACAAGCUCACACUGGAAGAUCAUGGCAUCGACCAUGGAUCCAUGCUCGAGCUCCAGGAGAAGAUGCAGAUAUUCGUGACGGAGAUGCCGGCUGACAAGACCAUGGCCCUUGAGGUUGACAGCCACGACACCAUUGGCAGUGUCAAGGCCAAGAUCGAGUACAUGGAGGGGUUUCCCAAGGGCCGGCAGUGCCUCAUCUUCGCCAACAAACGUCUGCACGAUGACAACCUCACCUUGGCUGACAACAACAUUGAGAAGGAGUCCACCCUCCUCCUCCUCCUCCAACCAUGCCGUCCAACAGGUGAUAUGAAUAUGAUGCGCAUCUUCGUGAUGAAGAUGUCAGGGAACAAAAUUGCUCUUGAUGUUGGGCGCUCGGAGACCAUCGACGGUGUCAAGAUGAAGAUCUACGAGAAGGAUGGCACUCGCCCGAUACAGUAUCGCCUCCUAUUUGAGGGCAUGACGCUAGAGAAUGGCUACAACCUGGAACACUACGGCAUUGAGGAGGAGGAUAUCCUUGAUGUGAUGAUCUGCCUUUGUGGUUGCUGA
Messenger RNA from Hordeum vulgare subsp. vulgare (domesticated barley), 678 nucleotides. RefSeq names its product polyubiquitin-like. The transcript has a single exon. Gene Ontology annotation, cellular component: cytoplasm; nucleus. Gene Ontology annotation, biological process: protein ubiquitination; modification-dependent protein catabolic process. Gene Ontology annotation, molecular function: ubiquitin protein ligase binding; protein tag activity. Lineage: Eukaryota; Viridiplantae; Streptophyta; Magnoliopsida; Poales; Poaceae. The record is from RefSeq and is a predicted model, not a curated record. Bases 1 to 678 code for a protein of 225 amino acids.